Spea bombifrons (plains spadefoot toad) is the source of this 3165-nucleotide messenger RNA. RefSeq names its product E3 SUMO-protein ligase ZBED1-like. The record is from RefSeq and is a predicted model, not a curated record. Bases 193 to 3165 code for a protein of 990 amino acids. The transcript is spliced from 6 exons. Gene Ontology annotation, molecular function: DNA binding; protein dimerization activity. NCBI's taxonomy places the organism in Eukaryota, Metazoa, Chordata, Amphibia, Anura, Pelobatidae.
CCGGCUUGUGUAUUUGGUGCUGGUAAGAUAUUAAUAUUGACUUCAUGCGACUUAUUCGCAAUUACCGCAGUUAUUACUAUUGCGAGGGUAAUUAGGGCAUUUAUAUCACCGCAUACGGUUUCUCUCACGUAAUCGUGGCGGUGGUGUAAUGUUUCACAGCCCGGCAUCUGUUCGAUCACCAUAAACAGGCUAAUGGAUAGCACAGUGGCAACAGACAGCAGGUCAUUUGGACCAGACAUAUGUUCUCCUUCAGAAGAUCUCAAGCCUUUAAUGUGGUGCUCUGAACUUGUUUCCCCACUUAUUGUAACCAAACAAGUAGAUGUGAGCCCUAAAGAGGAACCCUUGGAAUGGCUGAUAUCUGAUGUGAGGUCUGUGGCUGAAACACAACUUAAAAUAACUUCUGGAGAAUGUCUUGGACCAGAAUCACUUUUACCGACAGUAGAGCAGGUUAUUAAGGAGGAGCCAAAUUUGCUGCCCAAUGCACAAGAUUAUAGCUCAGUAGUUACUGACAUAUAUAUUGAAAAAGAACAAUUUGAAGAAACCACAUGUGCAACAGGAAAAUUGGAGAAAGAAGUGCAAAAUGUGAAUAAUGUGUGGAAUUCUACAGAGGAACGGAAGCCUGUAAAAUUUGAGAGGGAAGAAGGAUGCCUGCAUUUAAAAGGUGAACUCAGCAGUUGUGAGAUGUCUAAGCAGAAGCUUGGGUCAAGAAGGAGCAUUCGCCUUUCGUGCAAAGCUAAAAACUCAUGUCAUCCACCAUCUAAGGCCCCUGUGAUGCUCUUUAAACGUGAGACGUGUGAUAAAGUCUCGAACCAUCUGGCAAGCUUCCGGGAGCACCAGAGAAUACUUUCAGGAGAGCACCCCUUCAAAUGCAAGCUGCAAAGAACACCGCACAUAAUAAUAAAGAUGGCUGAGGGUUCUGGCAAGGCAACCGAUGAAAAAAGUGUGCGACUCAAGUCCUCUAAGGCAUGGGAGCAUUUUACUUUAAAUGCUGCAAAGAAGGUUGUAACCUGUAAAAUUUGCAAUACGGAGCUUGUGUGGCACAGAAGCACGACCGUGAUGCACGAGCACAUGAAAAGGAAACAUGUGGACUUCACGCAGGAAGGUGAAACAUCAGGACGGAAGAAACAGCGUACCAUGACCGAAUUUGUGCAGCAAAAUCCCCAGUGCACUCCACAGCAAACAGCACUUAUAACCGAUUCCAUUCUGAAAAUGCUGGUCGCUGACAUGCGGCCGCUAUCCAUGGCUGAAGACCAAGGAUUCAAAAGCAUGCUGCAAAGAACACCGCACAUAAUAAUAAAAAUGGCUGAGGGUUCUGGCAAGGCAACCGCUGAAAAAAGUGUGCGACCCAAGUCCUCUAAGGCAUGGGAACAUUUUACUUUAAAUGCUGCAAAGGAGGUUGUAACCUGUAAAAUUUGCAAUACGGAGCUUGUGUGGCACGGAAGCACGACCGUGAUGCACGAGCACAUGAAAAGGAAACAUGUGGGCUUCACGCAGGAAGGUGAAACAUCAGGACGGAAGAAACAGCCUACAAUGACAGAAUUUGUGCAGCAAAAUCCCCAGUGCACUCCACAGCAAGCAGCGCUUAUAACCGAUUCCAUUCUGAAAAUGCUGGUCGCUGACAUGCGGCCGCUAUCCAUGGUUGAAGACCAAGGAUUCAAAAGCAUGGUCAGUGUACUAAACCCCGGAUAUACUCUUCCCUCAAGAACUGAUUUCACCAAACUAGUGGAGAGGAAGUACCAAGAGGCAUUUCAAAAUGUGAAGCAUGCCAUCAGCGCUAAUGACUGCAGAAUUGCUUUUACAGCAGACAUAUGGACAAGUGUAGCUACUGAGGCUUACCUUGGCAUUACAUGCCACUACAUAGGGGAUGACUGGAAGCUGUCUUCUCUCUGUCUCACUACAAUGCCUCUUGAAGACAGACAUACAGCCGCAAACAUUGCAGAAUGGAUAGAGGAGGUCGCCGCAAAGUUUGAGAUUCCAGAUAAAAAAAUAAUUGCCAUUGUACAUGACGGUAGUGCAAAUAUUGUGGCUGCUGUAAACAUCCUAGAGGACAAGCAUGGAUGGGCCAGUAUCUGCUGCACUGGCCACACAUUGCAGCUGGUGAUCAAUGCUUCAUUAAAGCACUCUGGAAUUCAGAGAGCUGUUAGUGCUGCAAGAGGACUAGUUGAGCAUUUUAAAAAAAGUGAGCUAGCCAGCAAUAAGUUGAAGGAGAAGCAGAGGCAGAUGGGUACACCAGAGCACAAACUUCUUCAGGAUGUAAGCACUAGGUGGAAUAGCACUUACUAUAUGGUUGACAGUCUUAUUGAACAAAGGUGGCUCGUAACUGCCACUCUGUCUGACCCAUCUGUUAAUCAAAAGGGCAAACAUUUGGAGUUAAAGCCAGAACAGUGGAAUCUUCUUGAAGAACUUUCCACCGCUCUUAAGCCCUUUGAAUGCGCCACUGUAUUCAUGAGUUGCCAAGAAUAUGUAACGGUAUCUUCCAUACCUGCACUUGUGAAGGGGCUGUUAAGGUCCAAUGAGGUUGCCUGUUUUGAAUCAUCUCCGCUGAAGAGCUUCCAAGCCACAGUAACAGACCAGCUUCAAAGCAGAUGGAAGGGGAUCCUUUUUGAAAAUGUCCCAAACACUGUUGUUAUUUCCUCUGCCCUGGAUCCACGAUUUAGAAGACUGAAGUUUUUAACACCAGAGCAAAUUAUAAGUGUACAGGCAAAAGUGCAGACAGAGGCGCUUGCUGUAAGAAGGGAGAUGGUGCAGCAGGAAACAACCUCUUCGCCUGUAAUGAGAGUUGACGUGCCCUCAACAUCUGCUGCUUCUCUACUUGACUCACUCCUUGAGUCUGGGGGCAGCAGUGAAAAGGAUACUAGAGAGGGGAAACUUGAGGAGGAGGAUAUUCAUACUCAAGUACGAAAUGAGGUCCAGGCUUAUUUUGCAGAGAGGCCCCUUGCCAAGGAGAGAAACCCUUUGAAUUGGUGGAACACCAACCAAGAGAAAUAUCCUACCUUGGCAAAACUGGCAAAAUCUUACUUGUGCAUCCCAGGCACCUCCACUCCAUCAGAGCGCCUCUUCUCUGCUGCAGGCAAUAUUGCUUGUAAAAAGAGAGCCAGCCUCAGCCCUGAGCAUGUGGACAUGUUAACAUUUUUGCAUUCUAAUGCAAAAUUUCUGGAACAGUAA